AUGUUCUCUACCAAGCUUGGCCAGGCUCUUCUCCUCGCCAUAAGCAUCAAAGGAUGCUCUGCUAGUUUAAUCAAUACGCCGACUAUACCUGGGGUGACCUUUACUGAUGUUCAAGCUGUUGAGCAUCAGAACUAUUCUCUCUUGGCUGAAAACACCAACCCUGAACAGUUUUACGACACAACUAUUUCCUUCUGUAACAUUACGCUUUGGUAUACUCAUCAAGGUUGGAACGAUAACAUUGCGGUAACUGUUUGGAUUCCUCUUACAGGCUGGGAUGGUCGCAUGCGUGGUGUAGGCGGCUCUGGAUUUUCUGUCAUCGCCAAUUUGAACCGUCUAGCACCUGGUGUUGGUAACAGCUCAGCUACAGUAGCUACCAACGGAGGUCAUGGCCAUAACACGAGCUCUGCUGAUACCUGGGGUCUUGACAACUCUAGUCGAGUCAAUUUUAUGUAUGCGCAGACAUUCUUCGCCGUCGCUGAGGCUGAAGCAGCUGUCAUAGGCAAGUCUGUGAUCACGGAUAUGUUUGGCGCAAGUCCACGCUACUCAUACUUCGAUGGAUGCUCCACCGGUGGUCGACAGGCUCUCAUGCUUGCGCAGCAAUACCCUGAUUUGUACGACGGUAUCCUAUCAGGUUCACCAGCUAUCAACUGGGCUAGCUUCGUUCCUGGAAUGUAUUAUCCACAAUUCGUUAUGAACCAGCUCCAACACUACCCAUAUCCUUGCAUUUUAGAUGCUAUCAACAACGCUUCAAUCAUUGCUUGUGAUAUCUUGGAUGGAGCUGUUGAUGGUAUCAUUUCCAAUCCUUACCAGUGCAAUUACAGCGCAUCUGCAGCUGUUGGCAGGACCGUCUACUGCAAAGACACCGGAAAGAUGGAGACCAUUACCGAAUCCGACGCUGAGGUUGCUGACAAGAUCUGGGAGGGCCCCAAGAGCUCUAUUAGCAACUCUCAGUUAUGGUACCCGAUGUCUCGUGGGACAUCGUUCUCUAAUAUAGCUAAUGUGACGAACAACGGUACAGCUUGGACCGGCGCUCCAUUUCUCAUUGCGGUCGACUGGAUCAACCGCUUCGUUUUCCAGAACGCCAACUAUCCGAUCGCGGAGAUGCCGGCUUCUGGCUUCGAAGACGCCUAUGAUCUAUCAGUAAAGGCGUGGAGGCAUGUUAGUAGCACUGAUAACCCAGAUUUGAGUGGCUUCCAGGCCGCUGGCGGCAAGUUGAUCCAUUGGCACGGUCUUGCCGAUCAGCAGAUUUUUGAGGAGGGCUCACGCGAUUACUAUAACAAGUGCAUGGCCCAUGACCCCCUACUGCGCGAAUAUUAUCGCUUUUUUGAGGCUCCCGGGGCUGCGCACUGUGGCGUCAGUGGUCUGAUACCAACCGACGCCAUGAGCUAUCUCAUCCAGUGGGUUGAAGACGGCGUUGCGCCUGAUGAGCUGCCUGCGUCCACCCCAGACGGCGCCAUGAAACGCAGACUCUGCGAGUAUCCCAAGGUAGCAGCCUAUCGCGGUGGAAAUGUCACACUGGAAUCUUCCUUCCACUGCCAGGAGUCAUUUUAG
Messenger RNA from Talaromyces proteolyticus, 1551 nucleotides. RefSeq names its product putative feruloyl esterase. The transcript has 3 exons. The record is from RefSeq and is a predicted model, not a curated record. Lineage: Eukaryota; Fungi; Ascomycota; Eurotiomycetes; Eurotiales; Trichocomaceae. The coding region runs from base 1 to 1551 and encodes 516 amino acids.